Messenger RNA from Ruditapes philippinarum (Manila clam), 2150 nucleotides. RefSeq names its product RNA-binding motif protein, X chromosome-like. Lineage: Eukaryota; Metazoa; Mollusca; Bivalvia; Venerida; Veneridae. Gene Ontology annotation, cellular component: spliceosomal complex. The coding region runs from base 186 to 1598 and encodes 470 amino acids. Gene Ontology annotation, molecular function: RNA binding. The record is from RefSeq and is a predicted model, not a curated record. The transcript is spliced from 12 exons. Gene Ontology annotation, biological process: positive regulation of mRNA splicing, via spliceosome.
ACUGCACGCGAGUCCAAUUUCCGUUUAGAACAAAAGCUUGGUCAGUUUUGUUGGGGUGUUUAUUUCACAAUAACUUUCAGUGUAGGACAAAUUUAUACAGCAAAAUAUAACACUAUAUCAAUUUUACAAUUAUAAUCAGCAAGACGGGUUCUGUGGAAGAUUUUGUUUUCUCUGCGGUGGUAUAAAUGGAAGACAGACCUGGGAAGAUAUUUGUAGGAGGUCUGGAUUUUGAUAUAGACGAAGAAGAAUUUGAGAAAAUAUUUGCCAAAUUUGGAAAAGUAACUGAAGUAUUACUAAAACGUGAUCAGCAGACUGGUAGAUCUAGAGGUUUUGGUUUCAUCACAUACGAGAAUCCCUCGGAUGCUGACGACGCUGUAAAGUCACUCGAUAAACAGGAUUUAAAAGGUAAAAUGGUACAUGUAGAUCAUGCAGUAAAACCAGGAGGAUCGUCAGGGGGUGGUGACCGCGGUGGUCGUGGUGGGUUCAGAGGCAGAGGUGCACCUCGAGGUCGAGGAUUUGGCGGAGGUUUCAGGGACAGUUACAGUAGUGGUAGGGGUGGUUCUAGCUUUGGAAGUAGAGGUGGAGGAUUUAGAGGGCGUGGUUCACCUAGAGGUGACAGAGGAGGAAGGGGCGGGUUUGGUAGUCGUGGCAGAGGUGGUGAUCGACCAAUGAGAGGGAGUUAUGGUGAUGACAGGAGAGGUCCCCCACAAAGACGUAGUUCAAUGGACAGAAGUUACAGUGACAGAGCACCACCAUCCAUGAGGAGAGACGAUGAUCGUUACGGUGGUAUGGACAGAGAUCGUUAUGGUAGCUCGAGCUUGUCAGACAGACGACCCAGAGAUCCCUAUCCACCUUCCCCACCAUCAAGAACCAUUGACAGAGAUCCAGUGUCUUCCUACAGAGAUUAUGGAAUGUCCAGCAGAGACUACAGUCCACCUAGGGAAAGAAUAUCAUCCAGAGAGUAUGUAUCAAGUAGAGAUAUUGGUGGUAUGUCUAGAAGCAGCUAUGAAGCACCUAGAGAUUCAUACACAUCUAGAGAUUCUUAUAUAACAAGUAGUAGCAGUAGACGCGACGACUAUCCGACACCCAGAGAUACAAGGGAAUACGUUACAUCGAGAGAAUCUCCACGAGAUUAUAUACCAAGAGAGACAACACGCACAAUGAGCAGGGAUUAUGACAGAAUGCAAACAUCACGGGAUACAUAUGAUUCAUAUAGAGAGCGAAUAUCAUCUGCCCCUACUAGGAGUUACAUGGCUGGUUCACCCCCAAGAUCAAGGUCACCCUUAACUACAAGUAGGUCAGCAUAUUCCCCACCUCCUCGUGGGGCUCCAAUGGGGAGAGAAAUGGAUAGAGAUAGAGGUAGAGGAGACUACAGUCCUGGUUCAAGACGACCAGCCCCAUAUGAUUCCCGCGGUCCAGCACCAAUCAAAAGAGCCAGAGCUGAUGACAUGCCACCAUCUAGAGGUCCUCCAUCUCGAGAUGGGCCUCCAAGGGGCAUGUCACGAGAUGGGCCUCCAAGAGAUUCAUCCAGAGGCCCACCUAGGGGACCUCCGAGAGAUAGCGGAAGAGGUGGUCCUCCACCAACAUUUAGACGUUAAAACAAUCCAUUAAAUUAAUGCAACACCCAUAUAAAGUGUUCAUAGGAAGUUAUUUUAACAUUCUGUUCAUGUUUUAUUAUCAGCAAUUGUUAUGUUGAUCUAAUGGGGUUUAAUCUUUUAUAGUUUUUUGUAAUUAAGCAAAUUAUGUGAAUGAUGCGUUUUAAACAGACUGGACAUGUUUUUUUUUGAUGACCCAAGAAAACUGGAGAUUUAUUUUGAAACACGGACUUCUUGAAUUCAUAUGCGAUAAAAGUUUGGGAAAGUAAACUAAACAGAAUGUUGUUACAACAAGUUAUGAAUGGAGUGUUUCUUCAUCGGCAAUGGAUAUGUUUUGUAUGAUGUGCAGAGGAGCAGCAUUUUUUUACAGAGAUAUCUGAAGCUAUGCAUUGAAAUAAUGGGAUUUUUGUUACAUUUUAACAAAGUACACGAAUCAUGAGAAUACUGGUAUGUGAAAACACCAAUUUUAGUGUUGUUUCAUUUCAUUUUAGAAAAAACUUUUUAGUUUUUAUUCUAUGUUGUAAAAUAUAAGGAAUUAAAGGAAAAGAAAACUCG